Messenger RNA from Arachis ipaensis, 728 nucleotides. The record is from RefSeq and is a predicted model, not a curated record. Lineage: Eukaryota; Viridiplantae; Streptophyta; Magnoliopsida; Fabales; Fabaceae.
GUGCAUAUAAAUGCAUAUGCAUCAGAAACACAAUUCACAUACAUAUUGACAUUGCAAGUACAAGCAAGGGUCUUAAAGUGCAAGAAAAUGAAGUCCUCCACCUCAUCAUCAUCAGGCCUAGUAAUUAAUUUCCUUCUCAUCUUAAUCUUCAUCAUCCAAUUCUCAAAUGGUUCUAACUACAUCAACCUUAUCUCUAAAUCAUGCAAGGAAGCGUCAGAAACCGACCCAGACUUCAGCUAUGGUUUCUGUGUUAAUUCCCUUAUUGAAGCCAUAUCCAAAAACCACUCAUCACCACAACCCAACAGCAUAGAAGAUCUUGUGGUCAUUGUAAUUAAGCUAACAAAGUCCAACGGCACUAACAUCAUUUCCAAAAUCUCCAGGCUCUUGAGGAACAAGAACUAUUUAGUUGAUCCAUACGUGAGGGCUUGCUUGAAGGAUUGCUUCGACCUCUACCAUGACUCGCUGUACUCUUUGGAAGACGCCGCGGCCGCUUUCCGGUCCAAGGAUUUCUACACUGCCAUCACAAAAUUGAGCGCUGCCUCGGAUGAUCCGACUACGUGUGAAGAUCAAUUCAAGGAAAAGAAAGGUGUUUCCUCUCCUUUAACGAAGGAUAACCAAGUUUACUACCAACUCAAUAUUAUAGCUCUUGCUUUCACCCAAAUGUGUAAUCAUCAUGUUUGAGAAAGAUUAGGUGUUACAAUUAAUAUACAAGUAAUUGCUUGCCCUUA